AUGACAAUCAAACAGAGGCAACAUAGUCAAAGCAUUUCAAAACAGAAGAAAGCUUUGGUUUUUUAUGAAAAGAAUGAAAUUUUGGGUGAAGCUGCAGAGGCAAAGUCACUUCAGAUGUCAGAUGUGCAGCAGAAUUUGUGGAAGACCCUGCGGAAUGCUGCUGCGCAUCAGCAGUAUGUAGAUAAGCAUAGCCAAUUAAUUGAACAAUCUAGACAGGGAAGAAAAAUGGAGGACAAAGGAACAUGCCUGAGUGAAGAUGGGCUAAUAGACAAGGAGCAACUGAAUGAGGAAAGUGCAGUUGAUCAUCUGUUGAUUCUCGCACAUUCUGCGGAACUAAUGCUGGAAUCUGAGGAAAGCUUCGAUCGAUUGCGAGCAAUUGAUCAAAGGCAUGAAGGGUUGCAUAUUAGUCCAAUGGCUCAACAUUCACUAGAAAAUCUCAGUGAUGCUACAGUAACUGAUCAGAAAUAUCUUGGGAAACAAAUUGACGUGAUGCCUGUAACAGAUCAUGUACAAAAUGAAGAGAAUGAAUUCCAAUGUGAAGGUAAAACUCUCCGUUUAAGUCAAAUUCGACGUCUAGCUCGAUCAAAAAGUAAUAUAUUCGCCCAGCGAAGUAUUGGGGAUUCUGCAACUGGGCAAUUGCAAGGAAGAACACGGCUGACUCAAAUUCGACAUCAAGCUCGGUCCAAAAUCCUUUCACAAGUACAAGAAGGGACAGAAAAAAAAUCAAGUGUGGAUCUACAGAAAAGAAUUGUCCGUUUGACCCAUAUGCGUCGCCUGGCUCGAUAUAAAGGCAAUUCAGUAGUUCAAGAAGAACUUCAGGACAGCAGGCAUGGGCAUUCAGAUUGUCAAACCUCUGAAGAUACUGUCCUAAGGGUCAGGACCAUUGCAGCUAUGUUUGGAAAAGAAGACAGCUUCCAAGUGGGUGAGUCUUUACUUUCUGGUCAUGAUGUGAUGGUCGUAUUUACUCUUCAGAGUUUCUGA
Dovyalis caffra is the source of this 981-nucleotide messenger RNA. NCBI's taxonomy places the organism in Eukaryota, Viridiplantae, Streptophyta, Magnoliopsida, Malpighiales, Salicaceae. The record is from the annotation of a GenBank genome assembly.